Argentina anserina (silverweed cinquefoil) is the source of this 2345-nucleotide messenger RNA. RefSeq names its product probable apyrase 6. The record is from RefSeq and is a predicted model, not a curated record. Lineage: Eukaryota; Viridiplantae; Streptophyta; Magnoliopsida; Rosales; Rosaceae. Gene Ontology annotation, molecular function: hydrolase activity. The transcript is spliced from 8 exons. Bases 163 to 1797 code for a protein of 544 amino acids.
AGAGAGAGAGGGCGAGGGAAGCACAGAGGGAUUAUUGCCCUCCGUCUCCGAUUCCCAAACUUCCCUCAAACCCUAACCCCCCCUUUUAAAACGACGCCGUUUUAGCCAAUUCCACUCGCAUGAAUCUCGUCUCAUUCUCACGCGCCGAUUCUUAACCUUUUCAUGCGACGAUUGCCUUCCCGUAAAGGGGUCAGCAGUUCGAAACCUACCGACGACGACAUGGAUCCGGUCAAGCUCCAAAUCCGGUCCAGCACCCGAUCCAAUCUCUUCUCCCGCAGCCCCAAGCACACUGCCACCGCCAGAUCAAGCUUCCUCCUCCUCUCCUCCGUCGCGAUCGCCGUCGCGCUCCUCCUCUGCUACCUCCUCUUCUUCACCGGAGCUUCAAAAACCUCCAAGCGCUAUGGGAUUGUCAUCGACGGCGGCAGCACCGGGACGAGAGUCCACGUCUUCGGGUAUGAAGCCGACGGCGGGUUCGACUUCGGAAAGGACGGGUCGGCGUCGCUGCGGGUCAGCCCGGGGCUGUCGUCGUUCGCGGAGGAUCCGAGAGCGGCGGGCGGGUCGUUGAGGGAGCUUGUUGAGUUUGCAAAGGGGAAGGUGCCGAAGGAGCAGUGGGGGAGCACGGAGGUUAGGCUUAUGGCCACGGCGGGGCUCCGGCUGCUGGAUUUGGAUGUUCAGAGUCGGAUUCUGGAGUCUUGUAGACAAGUGCUGAGGAGCUCCGGGUUUAAGUUCCAGGACGAGUGGGCUUCUGUCAUUACAGGUUCUGAUGAAGGACUAUAUGCGUGGGUUGUGGCAAACCAUGCCCUUGGAACUCUUGGUGGUGAUCCUUUGAAGACAAUUGGGAUUAUUGAACUUGGUGGUGCUUCCACUCAGGUGACAUUUGUUUCAAGUGAGCCCAUGCCUCCUCAGUUUGCGCGUCCCGUCAAAGUUGGAAAUGUCACCUACAAUAUCUACAGUCACAGCUUUCUUCAUUAUGGCCAGAAUGUUGCAUAUGAAUCCUUGAAGGAAGCACUUGCUUCAGGGGACUUCAGCUCAGCUUCAGAAGCACUUCGAGAAAGAAUGACAAUUGAUCCUUGCACUCCUAAAGGAUAUUUAUAUGACAUGGAGUCUGCAAAGCUUUCACCAGGUUCUUUGGGUGAGAAGGAUAAAUAUUUAUCUGCUCUGCAAUCUAGGGGUAACUUUUCCGAGUGCAGAUCUGCUGCAAACAUGAUGUUGCAAAAAGGAAAAGAGAAAUGUUCAUAUCAACCCUGCAGUAUAGGAUCAACUUUCAUGCCAAAGCUUCAGGGGAUGUUUCUGGCUACAGAAAAUUUCUUUCACACGUCCAAGUUCUUUGGUUUGGGUCCAAGGGCAUAUCUUUCAAAUCUGAUGAUUGCUGGUCAACAAUUCUGUGGAGAGGAUUGGUCAAAGUUAAAGAAGAGAUAUCAAUCAUUUGAUGAAGAAGCUUUGCUGCAGUUUUGCUUCUCUUCAGCAUAUUCAGUGGCCUUACUUCAUGACAGUCUUGGAAUCUCUUUGGAUGAUGAAAGGAUCAGGGUUGCAAAUCAGAUUGGAAGUAUUCCACUUGACUGGGCUUUGGGAGCUUUCAUCUUGCAAAGCGCAUCUGACUUGGACGUAGGGCACAAUGAUUGGAUUUCAGCCAUAAUUAGUGAUGGAUCGCCCACGCUGCUGUCAAUAAUUUUCAUAUUUGCAAUUUUGUUGUUUACAGUGUGGUCUCUUUCAAAGUGGAGGAAGCAGCCCCAGCUGAAGACGAUUUAUGAUCUGGAGAAAGGGCGGUAUAUAAUCACCCGUAUAAAUAGGAGUUGAUAGAUUCUGCUAGAAGAAAUGUCCACUUGUUAUGUAGAUGUGGAGGGAAUGAGUGGCACAACAUGGUAAAUUGAAUUUCACUCUAGCAGCCUCGGUUUAGAGCCCAAGGCUACCCUCAUAAGAUUAUCAACUGGAGAUGAGAUUGUACAUUGUGGGCGGGAUUUCUCCACAGAAUGUAGAGUAAGGUGCUGGAGCUAGGUUUAGAUUCCCGUUUUGGAACCGAGGGAGUCCGGUGCCUCUCGUUGAUUAUGCUUACAGGCUCUCGCUUCUACCCGUGGGGAAGGAUGUCGAACACUGUAUUGUUGUGUGAUACUACGUUAACGUUAAUGCACAGGCUCUGCUGCUUUCUCCUCAUACAAUUAUUCUUAUACCUCCACAGAUUCAUUCAUGGCAUCAGGUUUCCAAAUUCCAUGUUUUAGCUGGUGAUUCAGUCAUCUCUGGACUGAUGUAUGGAAAGAGUUGUAUUGUAAUCUUUCACUUUCAGUGAGAAAUGAAUAUUGUGAUUCCGGAAAUCAAUGUUAUGAAAGAACAGCACGAACCUUCUUCCA